Molecule: messenger RNA, 363 nt
Organism: Carlito syrichta (Philippine tarsier)
Lineage: Eukaryota; Metazoa; Chordata; Mammalia; Primates; Tarsiidae
Product: mucin-6-like
Exons: 3
Coding region: 1-363 (120 amino acids)
Cellular component (GO): extracellular matrix
Source: RefSeq, a predicted model, not a curated record
AUGCUGGGGCCCUGGCUGCUGCUGCUGUCCUGGGGGGGAGCCCUGCUCAGUGCUGGUCUGGACGACAGCUCUUUUGCCAGCCCAGGCCCCCAGGGGCUGAAGGACUCUGCGCAGACAGUCCCCGACAAGGGCUGGUGCUCCACGUGGGGGGCCGGCCACAUCUCCACCUUCGACGGCCACGUGUACGAUUUCUCGGGGACGUGCAAUUAUGUCUUCGCGGCCAUCUGCGAGCAGGCGUCCCCCAGCUUCAGCGUCCAGCUGCGGCGCACGCCAGACGGGAGCCUCUCCCGGAUCAUCGUGGAGCUGGGGGCCACCGUCGUCACCGUGAGCGGGGGGACCAUCUCCGUCAAGGACAUCGGGUAG